UCUAAUCCAUUACAUCCUCUCUCUUCUUUGAGCAUCAUAUGCGGUAUAACCCCAUUCUUAUGUUUCUAUUUUCCUAUCUUUUCAUAUUUUAGUACUACUAUUUUUUCUGCAUAAAUCUUUUCUCUCCGUUAUAAAUACUACUGAUUAUUAUAUAGCUCUACAACUUCAGGAAUAAUCAUGUUUUCUUCAACCAGUAACUUUAAUCCUUUUCAAUAUACUGAAAACCCUAAUAGCUUAAUCCAAGAAGACAAUUCCUCACAUUUUUUGCACUUUCCACCCGCAAUUCCCUUUCUUGAUGAUGCUGAUCUACUCCUGAACGAAUUCCUAUCCCAGCCGCAUCAGCAAGAACAGCAAGUUCUGGUUUGUGAUACUAAUUUAGUAGCAGAGACUGCUCAAGAAGUCCCUGCAACUAAUUCUUCAAAGAAGAUUACUCAAAAUAACAAGAAGAAGAAAAAUGAUAUAAAGGCUCCUAAAACGCUACCAGUUGCUCGAAAAAGAAGUGGAAAAAAAGACAGACAUAGCAAGAUUUAUACAGCUCAAGGGCCAAGAGACCGAAGAAUGAGAUUAUCGCUCCGAAUUGCUAGAAAAUUCUUUGAUCUUCAAGAUAUGUUAGGUUUUGAUAAAGCAAGUAAAACCAUUGAUUGGUUGUUUACAAAAUCCAAGGCUGCCAUUAAAGAACUUGCAGAUAGUGUUCCAAGAGUGAAGCAAUGUAAUAGUUUUUCUUCUACUUCAGAAAGUGAAGUUAUGUCAGGUAGCAAGACUGUUACCGUUGGAGAAAAUGGAGACAAGAAGGAAAUGGUUUUAACAGAAGAUAGCUCGUUUUUGAGACUGAAACAAAGCAAGAAACCCAAUAAGACGGCUUUCAACCAAGAGAGUAGAGAAAAGGCAAGAGCGAGAGCGAGAGAAAGAACAAAAGAGAAGCAAAAAAUUAAAAUUCUUGACAAGUCAAAACAAGAAAACCCUAACAAUUUAGGGUUUACUGGUAAAAUGGCUGGUGAAGAACAAGAAGAAGAAGAAGAAGAAAAAGGACAUGACAGAAAUUACUUCUCGCAAGAUCAAGUGGACAAAUUUUUGGGGCUUACAGAUGCGCAAAAAUCUUCUUCGAUUUUCGAUCUGUCGUCUCGUAACGAUGUGGUGUCAAAUGGAGCUGAUUUCAAGGAUGAGUUUUCAUGUUUUGCUGGGAAUUGGGAGAUUAGCAAUGGAAGAGGUAAUUAUGGUAAUAAUAGACAUUGUGCAAUUCCAAAUAUGAAGCUACUGACAACAGCUUCAUGCAGAAAUGAUUUCAAGAGAGUUUGAAGAAGUUUUGAUGAGGCAGUAAAGGUUAGCAGGCAACGGCUCCAGGUAGGGAUAUAAGUUUAUAUUUAUGAUUUCAUUUAACUCCAAUUUUCUUAACAAAGCUGACCCAUUAGUUAAACAAUUACUAUGAUGAAGAAAGGAUAAAUUUAUAGUCACAUAACAUAGUAGAUAUAAUUUCCUAGAAGUAAAAUGUUUUACCUUUU
This is a messenger RNA of Jatropha curcas, 1499 nucleotides long. NCBI's taxonomy places the organism in Eukaryota, Viridiplantae, Streptophyta, Magnoliopsida, Malpighiales, Euphorbiaceae. The record is from RefSeq and is a predicted model, not a curated record.